Molecule: messenger RNA, 1551 nt
Organism: Grammomys surdaster
Lineage: Eukaryota; Metazoa; Chordata; Mammalia; Rodentia; Muridae
Gene: Gmpr2
Product: guanosine monophosphate reductase 2
Exons: 8
Coding region: 307-1185 (292 amino acids)
Biological process (GO): nucleotide metabolic process
Cellular component (GO): GMP reductase complex
Molecular function (GO): GMP reductase activity
Source: RefSeq, a predicted model, not a curated record
UUACCCUUAAAGACCUGGGUUUUUUGUUUUGUUUUGUUUUCUUUCUGUUUAUAUAGAAUAUUUGUUGUGCUUUCUCUGAGACUCAUAAUUAUGAAGUUUUAUUACCUUAUUCCUGUUACCAUUUACUAAUUCUUCAGGGUUCCAUCUGUUAUCUCUUGUCUGCCUUCUCUGACAGGUGGAUUUGGGGAAUUGGCAAAUCUGUUAAAAGACAUGCUGUAAUCCAUGAACCUUACUGAGGACUGGAUUUCAAUAAUGUGGACAAGUACUACAGAAAUCAAAUUUUAGAAAAAUAGCCAAGUCUCAAUAAUGAUAAAAAGGUUAGAUACAAGCAAGGUUUUUCUUAAGUUCUCCCUGUUCACUGCCAUCCAUAAGCACUACAGCAUCCAUCAAUGGCAGGAGUUUGCUAGCCAGAAUCCCGACUGUCUUGAGUAUCUAGCUGCCAGCUCAGGCACAGGAUCUGCUGACUUUGAGCAGCUGGAACAGAUCCUGGAAGCUAUUCCUCAAGUAAAAUAUAUAUGCCUGGAUGUGGCUAAUGGCUACUCUGAACAUUUUGUUGAAUUUGUAAAGGAUGUACGGAAGCGAUUCCCCCAACACACCAUCAUGGCAGGAAAUGUGGUAACAGGAGAGAUGGUAGAAGAGCUAAUCCUCUCUGGGGCUGACAUCAUCAAAGUGGGAAUUGGUCCUGGCUCUGUCUGUACAACUCGGAAGAAAACUGGAGUGGGGUAUCCACAGCUCAGUGCAGUGAUGGAGUGUGCAGAUGCUGCUCAUGGCCUCAAAGGCCAUAUCAUUUCGGAUGGAGGCUGCAGCUGUCCUGGGGAUGUGGCAAAGGCUUUUGGGGCAGGGGCUGACUUUGUGAUGCUGGGUGGCAUGCUGGCUGGACACAGUGAAUCAGGUGGCGAACUCAUUGAGAGAGAUGGCAAGAAAUACAAGCUCUUUUAUGGAAUGAGUUCUGAAAUGGCCAUGAAGAAGUAUUCAGGAGGUGUGGCUGAGUACAGGGCCUCAGAGGGAAAGAUAGUAGAAGUUCCCUUUAAAGGCGAUGUGGAACAUACUAUUCGUGACAUCCUAGGAGGCAUCCGGUCUACAUGCACAUAUGUAGGUGCUGCUAAACUGAAGGAAUUAAGUCGGAGAACUACUUUUAUCCGAGUCACCCAGCAAGUGAAUCCAAUCUUCAGCAACUCCCAGUAGACCCAAGAAGUCUACUUUCCUGAGGCAGCAACACUGCCAGUGUAGCCUCCCAACAGGGUGUGCCUCACCCAUGGCAGGCAGUGCCCUGUGGUGGUGGUGGCAGCCACCUAAUUCAGUUCCGGUUCUCGCUUCUGACGGCUCCUCUACUCACUCCUGCUUCUCUAGCUGCACACAAAAGGCUACAGGAGAGAGGGAGACGAGGGAGAAGAUGGGAAAUCUACAAAUGACAAUCUGGGGACAGCCCCCGAAGAUUAGGAAAAAAAGAUGCUGAUCCAUACAGAAAUAGCAGACCUUGGUCUAGAAAAGGAAGGCUAUUGGAAUCAUGUUAACCAGCUUCAUUAAAUGAAAUCAUCAAAUGUCUAAACA